AUGCACGAGAAUGUCCGUGAUUCCCCAGACUCGGAUAGCGCUUUACAUGAACACAGCCUCUCCAUAAUACACCGGGACAUCAAGGCCGAGAACGUAUUCCUGGCGGGUCCUGGAGUCGUCAAGCUGGGCGACUUUGGCUUCUCGACGCGCGUGCACAGCCUGGAACAGCAGCUCAGCACCUUCUGCGGCUCUCCGCCCUACGCCGCGCCGGAACUCUAUAAGGACGAAUCGUACCUCGGCCCGGCUGUUGACAUCUGGGCUCUGGGCGUUCUUCUGUUCUUCAUCUUGACGUCAGAUAUGCCGUUCAAGGCCAACACCGUGGCGGGCCUCAAGCGCCACAUCCUGGCCGGUUCCUUCGUCAUCCCCGAGCACGUGUCCCCCUCGGCCCAGGACCUCAUCACCAAGCUCCUGGUGCAGGACCCCUCCGAGCGGCCCUCACCCGGGACCAUCAUGAACCACACCUGGCUCUCCAUGGCGCCCCCGCCCCCGGAGCCGCUCCAGCCGUACGUGAUGGCGCCCGCGUUCUCCACGGAGGAGGACACGCCCUUCGAGUCCGAAAGCCUGUCCUGCCUCGCUCUCUCGACCGCCUCGUCCCCGCAGGCGGAGGCGGUGGCGACGCUGGCCACGUGGGGCAUCAACCGGGAGAGCCUCGAGGACGGGACCGCGUUGGGCGCCCGCUCGCCCGCGCUCGCCACCUACCGCAUCCUGCUCCACCGGCUCCUCAACCGCCCCGAGACGCCCAGCAUCACUUCCAACAACAACUCGGCCGACAACGCCUCCACGCCCGUGCCCGCGUCCUCGCCCUCGUCGCCCAACAAGGACACGUCGCCCCGGAGACACAGGCUCAGACUCAGGAACGGGACCGCGUCGGGGUCGGCGUCGGGAGGCGUGAAGUCCCGCGCGUGCAUCAUCGUCUGAGUGUGCUCGGAAGGGCGUUUCUUGCGUGCAUUUACAAAGAACUGACGACGAAGGCUUUAAGUUAUUUAUUAUUGGUUUAGGAGACAUCUCUCUCUUUCCCUUCUUGAUGGUUAUUUCGAAAGGUGUUUGUUCCUAUCUGUAUAUUCCGUUUACUUAUUUCACCGUGUUAUUUUUUAGGUGAUUUCACACAUUUUUAUUUUCGUUGCACUUCAUACUAUUCAGCAUAGUUUUUUUUUUUUUUUUUUUUUUUUUUUUUUUUUUUUUUUUUUUGUAGAGAACUGAUAAAACGAACGUGGAAUAUAACAGUGCUUACGUUAAAAGUUUUAUAAAAUCGGAAAUUUAUAUCAAAUACGAAAAAAAAAAUCCAUAAAACACAAAAUCUAUAAGAUUCAACCCCUACAUUAUCGUAGGAAAAAGAGAAAGAAAUAAUAGAAGAACCACAAAGAGCCGCAUUUUUCUUUUUUUUUUUUUUUUCUUCAAGCGGCUGUGUUUCUAUCUAUACGAGAAUAUUUAUGCAAAUUAUGUCAUAGAUGAUAUCGAAUUAUUAAUGUGUGGUCGUUGAGAGCGGUUCCUUUAGAUAGACUAGCCACUGUAUGUGUUAUAUUUGUGUGUAAUAUUCACCAGUGGGGAAAAAAAGGCCAAAGAAAAAAUUUACAAUAUAUAUAUAAGUACUAAAACAUAUGAAUGAAUAUUUAAAGCUUGUAUAUUUCCUGUACAGAGGUAUGAGUGUGAUAAGGUUAAUGUUUGGUUAUAAAUAUAUGUAUUUUAUGUGACUGAAUUUCAAUAUUGUUUUUGUGGCGGCAGUAAUAUUCUUUUUUUGGAAUAAUCUUUACCCCAAAUGAAGGUCAAAGGCAAAUGUGUAUUUAUUGUUAUCAUCGUUUUUUAAUCUAUUUAUUUCUUUUGGGGGUUUUUGAUGUGUACCGGAUGUUGCGAAGGACCAAACCUAACGGUGUAAGUUUGUGAGAAACUGUAUAAAUAUAUUUGUUUUCUCGCUUUCUUCCUUCUUUCUCUCUGUCUGUUUAUCGAAUUGUCUCUAUCUCCUCCUCCUCUCUCUCUCUCUCUCUCCUCUCUCUCUCUCUCUC
This is a messenger RNA of Penaeus vannamei (Pacific white shrimp), 2000 nucleotides long. NCBI's taxonomy places the organism in Eukaryota, Metazoa, Arthropoda, Malacostraca, Decapoda, Penaeidae. The record is from RefSeq and is a predicted model, not a curated record.